AUUCCAUCUCCAUCUAGUUUUGGUUUCAGUAUAUAACUUGGUGAGACUCAGCCUCUCUAUUCAAGGGAAAUUAAAUCGUUUGUCUGUUGCUCUGGUCGAACAAAAAGCAUGCAGCCCAGGGGCGCUAAGAAAAGCCCACGUCUUGUGAUAGUUGAGUCGACCUCUUCUGCACGCACCCUCAGCUAUGAAACACUUCGUUUAUAAACUCUCAGCAGCUGUCUCACCCGAGUAGUUUUCUCUUUAAGCAUGAGACAACUCUAUUCUUUGCUUAGAUGCAGGACCUGACUCACUAUACUCUCGGUUGGUGGGAUGAAAUGCAGCUGAUGGUGUGCUGUACAGGCUAUCUCAGCUAGCCUCAGGGGUCCUGGCCCAAUUUGUAUCUAGACUCGAGAGGCGCUGUUUGAGGCUUCACACCAGGAGAAUAGGGCAUUUUACAGUAUAGCCUGGCUGCUGGCAAGAUGAAGAGCUCCUUUUCGAGACGGAAUAUUCCGGCUGUAAUGUGCGCAGCUGAGCGUGAGGAUCUUUGUUUCAUUGUUUUCUGUGCUUUUCGGUGUUUUUGUUAUGGUGUUAGUCGAUACAAUGAAGCACUUACACGGCCUCUCGUGGAUCGGCCUGUUGGGCUUGGCUGUCCUGACUACCGCAAAAGAUGUCUCUUACGUGACUGACCUCGAGAUCUUUACCUACUUGGCGCCAUGUGUUUCCAGCGCAAUCUCAUACAAUGUCGGCAUGCAGACAUACUCGACCAUGUGCGGCGACUCAGAGACCGAAUUGCAGAAAUGCAUCUGCUCGACUCGAAUGGACGAAGUUGCCUCAUCGAUCUCGACCGAUAUAGAAUACAGCUGCGGCUCCAGCGCGACGGAGGAUCUGUCAAGUGCGUCUAAGCUGAUGCAGAAAUACUGCAACCAGGAGGAACAUAUCACUUUCUUUUCGCCAACCAAGAAUAUCGUCGAGGCAUAUAUAACAGAUCUUCCUGAGUUGGCGUAUCUCCCGCCUUGCGCGCAGUCGGGAUUAUCCUACGCCGUGGUCAAUAUUGGGUCGUCAAGGUGCCCUGAAGCCGCCGAAUUGAAUGCACCGUGUGUCUGUAGCAAGAAAGAUGUCGUUCGGGAUAUUACUUCAACACUUAAGAGUGCCGUGAAAUACUCAUGUUCUAACAACGGAGACGUCACUUCGGCCCAGAACUUCUACAGCGAAUUCUGUCAGAUGAACGACGGCACAACGUCUUUUGCACCACCGAAAGGGCCUCCUGGAGAUAUGUCAUACUACAUCACAGCUAUGCCGCAUUUCAAGUCUCUUAACAAAUGCGCCCAGUCCGGGAUAGCUUCUGCAGUUAUGGAGCAAAGCUCCUGGCUAUGUGGAAACGGUCCUCAAGAGCUGGCUUCAUGCAUCUGCAUAAAAUCAGGGAUGUCAAAGAUCAUAUCUAGCAGUUUGACCGAGCGAGUCAAGGACUACUGCGAUAGCACACACAUUGCCAACGUCACAUCCGCCAUCGACGUCUUUCGGUACUAUUGCAGCGCCGCUGAGAGUUUGGUUGUUGCUACCGUCAGUCAAUCAAUCUUCCAGUCAUAUCCGACUGCUAGUUCAGGAGCUGGUUCAGGGACAACAGUUCCAGGAAUGACUGGUUCAGCUGGCGCAACUGCAACUUCUAGUUCUAACACUACGAAAGAGUCUGAUCCUGGCCAUGAGGAUAAAGAGGAUGAUGAAUCGAAGACGAGUAUCGCACCGAUCGCUGGGGGAGUUGCUGGCGCUGUCGUGGUGGCCGCUCUUGGUGCGGGACUAUUCCUCUGUAUUCGAAGAAAGCGCCAACGUCAAGCCAAGGGCGAAGAGCUCUCCAACAAUGCCGACGGGCCUCCAGAAUAUACUGGACAUCCAGAGCUCAUGGGCAAUAGUGCUUAUAUCAAGGGCCACACUGCACCACCAAUUGUUUCCGAAUUGUCAUCGACCACUUCUUUCAAGCCGGAACUAGGCGGAGGGCAGGGCAUUUCAGAGCUUCCUCCUAACCAUGCACCCACAGCUGAGCUUCAAGCUCACCUUGCCAAGUCUAACUGGGGGCACUCACCGGCACAAUCAGAAUAUGUGUCGCCGGUGAGUCCUGCGCCAGCAUAUUCUGGCCUUCAUGGAAUGGGUUUUCAGUCAGGGCCUGUGGAAGCUUAUGAGUUGGAUUCUAAUAUACGAAGUCGAUAGAAGGAUAUCGAUCUCCUCUAUUCUUCUAACGGCUUCAAAAGCUGGCGCUAUGGUUGCUUUUUGGUAAUAGGAGUAAUGUAAUCAUGGAUUGUCGAUGGAUACCAGAUAUAUCUAUAGUUUUAAUGUUAUCAGAAACCUGCAUUUAUAUAAGCCGGGCCUAUGUGACCGGAC
Molecule: messenger RNA, 2352 nt
Organism: Fusarium odoratissimum NRRL 54006
Lineage: Eukaryota; Fungi; Ascomycota; Sordariomycetes; Hypocreales; Nectriaceae
Exons: 5
Coding region: 562-2181 (539 amino acids)
Source: RefSeq, a predicted model, not a curated record